UUAUUCCAUCUCAAUCAAUACUGCCCAUUCGCGCGCAUUCUUGUUUAAAAUCAUCACAAUGAAUUUUAUGCCGUGUGAGCCGCUAGCGAGGUGGUCUGCUAGAACACCAGUCCCGGCUUCGUUCACUAUGCAGUAUCGAUAUUUCAACCCGGCGAUAGCCUGUUCCACAGAGUCCGACGGCUUUACCCGAAAGCACUACCUAACCGACGGCCAUUUGCUUACACAGCCUCCAGCUGGACCGAUAGUCUGCUCGAACCUGUUCCGCGGUAGAGAUCUGUUGGUCGAUGUUGUGGUCUCUGUGCACUUCCGUAUAGUUCACCCACUCUACACUCUUGCGCCUCGCGCCCUUACCGCCGUGGCAGUCGAAUGCUUCUUAGUGACCAGUUUAGGAGUCAGAUCAGAUUAGAGUAUACGGUGUAUACUUGGACGCACUCAGUUAGACAAACCAAACCAGGAGUCAGACAAGAUCUGAUGUAACGUACUAUUGUGCUACGGUUGACCGCUUGGCAUUUCGCGUGCUAAAGAAUCACGUCGUCUGUGACUGUUACGCGGAGGGUGGAAACCUAAACCCUGUCAGGGUUGCAGCUGCUCUCGGUAGCGGCAGUUUCGUUGGUGCCGCUACUAAUACCAAGCUAGUACUGAAAAAGGAGUGCCUCGUUCUAAAUAUCCUCUCCUUGCAUCUUUUGCUGCAUGACUAAGAAAUAGUUUGCGCCAAGUGAGACAAUUUUAAUAUUGUUAUGUCUGAUGUAAUUUCACCCAUUCCGUCAAGUGGACUGGGAGGCAAAGAUGACGAAAAAAACAAAAGCACACCGAGCCAGAAACAAAAUCAUGAACAAACACCAGAACAGCACCAGUUAGAGGCCCAAAUAUCUGAAUCCGAGAAACCGCUAGUAACAGAAGCUAUUGUAGCUGACGUCGUCAAGGUUAUCUCGAAAGCGCAGGAAACUGCGAUCGGCGUUAUGGAACUGAGCACUCCUUGGCCAGCAGCGAAAGAGCAGAAAAUCGGUUCGGGUGAACCCAAAUCAAGCCCAGACGAUUUGAAGCUAGAUGUCGCCGAAAAACAGGAAGGAUUUAUUGAGCAAGAAACACUUGCAAAAAAUCAGGCUACUUCAGGUCUUACGCCAGCCGAGGAACUAGCUUCAGUGACACAGAAAAAGGACGCGCUGGAGAAACAGCGAUUAUCAGAAAAAGAAAUUCGCGGACUAAAUAAGAUCCUCUUUGAAUGCAGAGGCAGUGCACAGGGCGUUAAGGGCGAUGUACUUAAGGUGCUUCAAGAGCGCCGACUGUGCGAGGAAGAAUGCCUCAAAAUCGAAAAAAACAUUGGCGAGAAGCUGGCAGCGCUUACUGCAGAAGUUCACAGGUCAACGAAAGAGUGUAUGACCGAAGAAGUUGAACCCGAGGCCCGAACCCCUAUUCCUGUAGGAAGCGGUUCGUCCUUGGGAACCGCCGGAAAACGGGAAAAACGCGCGAAUUCAAAGAGCGCUACGCCACCUCCCUCUGGUUUAUCUGGCCAGGACAAGGACCGCGCUUUGCAAGAUCGAAUCUGCGAUCUCAGCAAACAGGAACCUGCAAAAAAGUUAUCGGCAAGUUCAAAAAAAAAGGCUGUUGAGAGCGUAUUGCGUAGCCUUGGCGAUAUUGAUACAGUCGAGAGUAAACUCCGCGCUCUAUGCGAACUGCACUAUGAGACGUUAGAGCAGCUCAGGGAAACGCAGGCCACUGCAGAAAAGUGGAAAAAGCAAUUCCAGGCAAGUCAGAAAGAGAACAACCGCUCGUUGUUGGCGAGGGAUCGCCUUGAAGGGCUUUGUCGAGAGCUGCAAAAACAUAAUAAUGCAAUCAAGGAGGAAUCGGCUUUACGUCGUCGCGAGGAAGAAGAGAAGCGGAAGCAUAUUGCUGCGAAAUUCCAAGCGACCUUGACUGAUAUUUCCACCCUGAUGGCCGAUACUCAAGAGACUUCUGCUAAAUUGCGGCAAGACAAUGCUCAGUUGGCUGGCAAGCUUCGGACGCUUGUUAAUCAUUACGAUAUCUGGGAGAAGCACUCGGAAAAUAUGCUAAAACAGAAAACUAUCGAAGCUGACCUCGCAAUGGCCAAACUUCGCGAAGCGCAACUUCUUCGUGAAAAAGACGUGACGGAAGUGGAGCACUCAAGAAAAUUGCUUGAGACCGCCACAAAGGAGAUGCAAUUGCAACUUAAGGCUUCGCUCCGAAACGAAAUUCUACUUCGAGAACAGUUAAAACUGCACAACGACAAGUACGAAGAGUUCCAGGAGGCGAUCGUGUCCAGCAAUAAGAUGUUCACUGAUUUCAAGGGCGAAGUCGAAUCGAUGGGUAAACAGACUCGCAAAUUUGAAAAAGAAGCUCUUCAAUGGAAACAACGGUGGGAAGAGGCCAAUCUCGCAACGGCUCGAGUGUUCCAAGAAAAGACCAAAAGUGAUUUCAAAGUUGAAACUCUUUCACGACUUUGCCGUUCACUACAAGAUAAAUUACGAAUCACAAACAAGGAUAUGGCCGAACUUGAGUCAAGUGUCGCCAGCCAAGUCGUUACGGAAGAGAAAAUCAAACUCGAGGAAGAGCUACUCAGAAAACAAAGGGAGAUCGAACAGCAUAAGCAUGCAUUGAAGGUUCGACAAAAGGAAGUUCAAUCAGAGUUAGCCGGAAGUACUGAAGUUGCACAGAAAGUUUCGCAAGAUAUUGAGCAAACCCCCGAAGGAAUAGCUGAGGGGCCGGUACCUGAGGCUGUCACAAUAAACGAUGACAAUACGGAUACCGGAAUUUUGCCGGAAGAAAGCCAGGAGGCGCAGCAAGCAAACAGCGGUUCCAGUAAGAAAGAUGCUAAGAAAAAGAACAAGAAAAGACAUUAAACCAGGGAUCCUUUGGGGAUCAAGGAUGACCAAACAAGGAGCCUUUGAGUCAAGACUCCUACAACUCCUCGAUUAAUAAGCUAAUCUGUACCGAAUGAGAGAUAAGAAAGCCAAGGAAGGUGUGGCAGAUGUAAGAGAAGGUCGACGAGACAAAUAUGUUCUGUGGUUUCUAUUAUGGAGAAGGUAGUGAAAUCAGUCGCGAAUUCAACGGCUGCAGGUAACAAUUUAGAGGAAACGGUAUAAUUUUUUACGAAUUUACCCCAAUUUUCUAGGACGCAAGCUGAUUAAGAGGCAGAGCUCGUAGGUUACAAAGGAAUGCAGUCAAAUCGAGUGGACAAAAAGCUGUGGUGUUCACCAGGUUGUUAAGUACAAACAAAAGAAAAAAUAAUGAAAACGGUAGAAACAGUGUACAGUUUACUAAGGAAACAAUAAUUAACUUAUCUACAUUAAAUCAAAUCUAUUAUAGACACGUACGUGACAAUAAGGCAAAACCAUCACGAUCAUAACGAAAUCGCUAUUUAGUUCAUCCAUAAUAGCGUUCAUUGUCAUUUGUAUUUAAUUACCUUUUAAUUAAUUACGUAUGUAUUUAUUUUCAAUUAAGACAAGACAGUAGAAGUCUGAUUUCUGCUCGUAUUUCCAUCUGGUUGCACUUGCUGAAAAUGCAGGGGUGAAAACAUGUAAAAAAACAAACAAAAAAUUAUU
Messenger RNA from Varroa destructor (honeybee mite), 3560 nucleotides. RefSeq lists its product as uncharacterized. Gene Ontology annotation, molecular function: syntaxin binding. NCBI's taxonomy places the organism in Eukaryota, Metazoa, Arthropoda, Arachnida, Mesostigmata, Varroidae. The record is from RefSeq and is a predicted model, not a curated record.